Perca flavescens (yellow perch) is the source of this 2575-nucleotide messenger RNA. RefSeq names its product abhydrolase domain containing 8b (gene abhd8b). NCBI's taxonomy places the organism in Eukaryota, Metazoa, Chordata, Actinopteri, Perciformes, Percidae. The transcript has 6 exons. Gene Ontology annotation, molecular function: lysophosphatidic acid acyltransferase activity; carboxylic ester hydrolase activity. Gene Ontology annotation, cellular component: mitochondrion. The record is from RefSeq and is a predicted model, not a curated record. Bases 420 to 1835 code for a protein of 471 amino acids. Gene Ontology annotation, biological process: phosphatidic acid biosynthetic process; lipid homeostasis.
UAGAGCACAUCAUUAUCCUCUCCCGUCACAGAGCAGCAGGGGGGCAGCUCAUCACAUCCACAAACCGAACCAGGUUGCAGUGGUUCAGUCGCACCGACACGGUGAUAGGAGACACAUCCGGCGGAGCUCCGGUGCGUCUUCAAGCGCCGUCACCAAUAUUCCAACGUGGAAGUGGAGCGCUGGAACAUGUUGAUAUUUUGGAGCUAUACCUCAGUACCACAAAGAGAGAUGUGCUGUCAGUCGGCUAACACUGGCCGCCAUGUGGAGGCUACCUACAGGACAACAGAAUCCAGAUAAAUUAGAUUAUUGGAUUGACUGCAACAGAUUACAGCUCUUGUCAUUAGGCCUACUUCCUCAGUGCUUCAUAAGAAAACUACAUUAUUUCACGCGAAUAGUUGAAAAUAUAAAGACUGGCAGCCAUGCUGACCAGCUUUAUGGAGGGUCUUCUCUGCUGCCUGACCUCAAAAUCAUCCAACGUUGUUGUUCCUGUAGAAACCUCAGAACUAGCUGAUGGCUAUGAGUUUGUGGAGGUGAAACCAGGCCGCGUCCUGCGGGUUCGACAUAUCAUCCCUGACCGGCAGGUAGUGGAGGAACCCACUGGGCAGGGUGGGAGUAUCAGCUGCAAACGAAAGAUCACAGUAUAUCGUAACGGACAGCUAUUUAUUGAGAACUUGGGUGACCAGGCAAGUGCAGAGCUGAAAAACUGCCAGAACGGGGAGACAGACCCAAACAGCAUUGUAGAGGUUGAACUGACAGACUGUGCUGGAACAGACGGGUCAGCUGAAACAGGAGCAGGAAGAGAGGCACCUGCUGCUGGACAGACUGGCCAGUCGCAGCAACUCAGGAAGCGCAGGCGGAAGCCCAAGCGCACUGUGGUGAUCGACUGUGAGAGGAAGAUAUCAGCCUGUAAAGGGACACAUGCAGACGUGGCUCUGUUCUUCAUCCAUGGAGUGGGAGGCUCACUUGACAUCUGGGGAAGCCAGUUGGACUACUUUUCCAAGCUGGGCUAUGAGGUGAUCACCCCAGACCUGGCAGGUCAUGGAGCCAGCUCAGCACCACAAAUAGCUGCUGCAUACACUUUCUAUGCCCUGGCUGAGGAUAUGAGACUUAUCUUCAAGAGAUAUGCACGGAAGAGGAAUAUUCUCAUAGGACAUUCUUAUGGUGUGUCAUUCUGUACCUUCUUGGCCCACGAGUAUCCGGAACAGGUCCACAAGAUGGUGAUGAUCAAUGGAGGUGGUCCCACAGCUCUGGAGCCAAGCCUCUGCUCCAUCUUCAACCUGCCCACCUGUGUGCUUCACUGCCUCUCGCCGCUGCUAGCCUGGAGCUUUCUCAAGGCUGGCUUUGCUCGGCAGGGUGCCAAGGAGAAGCAGCUGCUAAAAGAUAACAACGCCUUCAAUGUGUCGUCCUUUGUGCUGCGCGCCAUGAUGAGUGGGCAGUACUGGCCUGAGGGGGACGAGGUCUACCAUGCUGAACUCACAGUGCCCAUCCUGCUGGUUCACGGCAUGCACGACAAGUUUGUCCCCAUCGAAGAGGACCAACGCAUGGCGGAGAUCCUCCUCAUGGGCUUCCUGAAGGUCCUGGAAGACGGCAGUCACAUGGUCAUGAUGGAGUGUCCCGAGGCUGUCAACACACUCCUGCAUGAGUUCAUCCUCUGGCAGCCGGCCACCCCUCCACCGCCGAAGAAAGAGUCCAAAACACGUCCAGAAACUGCCAAAGUCCAAUCUGACAACACCAAGGCAACAUCUGACCCUUCCCAGGUCCGACCUGCAACUGCAAGGCAGACCUCAUCAAACGGCAACACAGAAGAGAAACCAGACAGCAAGGCCAAGAAAUGACUGACGAUUAAAGCUGAAGCUUCCUGUGGUUUUUACACGAUAUCAUGGCUGGCCAUGCACUUUGUGGGUCCUGAUUAUCUGAGCUGGUUUUAACUGGUGAACCUGAUGCUGAGCCAAACGAGCCAGUUUAUCUGAAAUGGUCCAGCUAAAGGUUGGACAGGUGAAGAUGUGACACAAUGCAGAGAAGUUAAGUUUGAUUCCAGUUAUGUCAGCUGCUGAGCUGAAAGACAGAGGAAGAAGGAGCUCCACCAGUGGACGCUGGAGGUCCAUUCCUCAGCUUCCACGCCUCAACAUACAGCAGGGAAGAUGUAGCUGUGCCUUGAGGUGGAGAGUGGGGAUGCCAGGACAGGCGGAGCAAGAGAGGGAAACAGUAACAAAAAGCCAUGAGGAUGAGGGGGAAAAUGAACAAUUGUUUGUAGCAAAAUUAUCAAAUUUGACUUUUGUGGACGAAUCAAAGUGUCACCUGCCACGCUGACAGCUACACUUGAUGGCCUGGUCUGACUUUUGCCAUGUGGAGAAUUUUUAGAAAAAACCUCUGCACACCUAAAUAUGUAACAGGUGCGUUGGAGGAAGGUGCAAUCUUGAAAAGUGAGACAGUGUGCGGGAGUUCUUCUCAUUGUUUACCAAAAUGUGGAGAAUAAAAGCUAAACGAAUGGUUUACUGACUACCUGUUACGCUGCCCUACGUAAAGCAGCAACAAAGACUUAUGGAAACUAGCUGGACGGUAAAUUAGCCAAAUA